This is a messenger RNA of Cicer arietinum (chickpea), 6190 nucleotides long. RefSeq names its product callose synthase 9. Lineage: Eukaryota; Viridiplantae; Streptophyta; Magnoliopsida; Fabales; Fabaceae. Gene Ontology annotation, molecular function: 1,3-beta-D-glucan synthase activity. Gene Ontology annotation, biological process: (1->3)-beta-D-glucan biosynthetic process. Gene Ontology annotation, cellular component: plasma membrane; 1,3-beta-D-glucan synthase complex. The record is from RefSeq and is a predicted model, not a curated record.
AAAAAAGCGACUUUUCUUCAUUAUUUGUAAGAUUAAAACCCUAAAACAACACAGCAUCGUAAAAAAUCGCAUCAGAUGCUGUGUGGCUUUGUAUCAGAAACGAGUUUGAGUCGCACUUGAACUCAACUGCCCGGUAAACGCAUCGGAGUUCGUCGUCGUCCGCCACAACCACUGACAAAGUCCAGAUGUCUCAUGUUGAGGAACUUUGGGAGCGGUUAGUUCGAGCUGCUUUGAGGAGGGAAAGAACUGGUGAUGAUGCAUAUGGGAAACCUGCUGGUGGAAUUGCUGGAAAUGUGCCAUCUGCGCUUGCUAAAAAUAGAGAUAUUGAUGAAAUUUUAAGAGUUGCUGAUGAAAUUCAAGACGAUGAUCCCACGGUCUCUCGAAUAUUAUGUGAGCAUGCUUAUUCGUUAUCUCAAAAUUUGGACCCCAAUAGUGAAGGCCGAGGUGUUUUACAAUUCAAGACUGGUUUGAUGUCUGUCAUUAAGCAAAAGCUAGCUAAAAGGGAAGUUGGAACUAUAGAUAGAAGUCAGGACAUUGCCCGAUUACAAGAGUUCUACAAGAGUUAUAGAAAGAAGAAUAAUGUGGAUAAACUACGUGAGGAAGAAAUGCAGUUGAGGGAAUCUGGUGCUUUCAGCCGGAAUCUUGGCGAGUUGGAGCGCAAGACUGUGAAGAGGAAAAGGGUUUUUGCUACCUUAAAGGUUUUAGGAACAGUCCUUGAGCAAUUGAGUGAAGAAAUUCCUGAUGAGCUUAAGCGGGUCAUGGAAUCAGAUUCUGCAUCGACAGAGGAUCUGAUUGCUUACAACAUCAUCCCUAUAGACGCUGCUUCUUCAACAAAUGCUAUUGUUUUUUUCCCUGAGGUGCAAGCAGCAGUUUCAGCUCUGAAGUAUUUCAGUGGCUUGCCUGAACUGCCCAGAGCAUAUUUUGUUUCUCCUACAAGGAGGGCCAACAUGUUAGAUUUUCUGCAGUAUACUUUUGGAUUUCAGAAAGAUAAUGUUGCUAAUCAGCGUGAACACAUAGUUCAUCUGCUUGCAAAUGAGCAAUCUCGGCUUGGAGUUCCAGACAAGACUGAUCCCAAAUUGGAUGAAGCAGCUGUGCAGAGAGUAUUCAUCAAGAUUCUCGAGAAUUACAUAAAUUGGUGCAGCUACCUAUGUAUUCAGCCUGUUUGGAGCAGUUUGGAGGCUGUUGGUAAAGAGAAGAAAUUGCUGUAUGUUUCUUUAUACCUCCUAAUAUGGGGCGAAGCUUCAAAUAUCAGAUUUCUACCCGAAUGUUUGUGCUACAUAUUCCAUCAUAUGGCUAGAGAGAUGGACGAGAUUUUAAGGCAGAAGAUUGCACAGACAGCUAAUAGUUGCACUUCUGAGAAUGGUGUCUCAUUUCUUGAGAAUGUUAUCCUUCUUCUCUAUGACGUUAUUGCUGCAGAAGCUGCAAACAAUGAUAAUGGGAAGGCACCUCAUUCUUCCUGGAGAAAUUAUGAUGAUUUUAAUGAGUAUUUCUGGUCACUGCAUUGCUUUGAGCUUAGCUGGCCAUGGCGCACAAGUUCUUCAUUUUUCCAAAAGCCACCACUUAGAUCAAAGAAAAUGUUAUCUGGCAGGGGUCAACGUCAGGGGAAAACAUCUUUUGUGGAGCAUCGAACUUUUUUUCAUCUAUAUCAUAGUUUUCAUCGAUUGUGGAUAUUUCUUUUCAUGAUGUUCCAGGGUCUAACAAUUAUUGCUUUCAAUGAUGGAAAAUUUAAUGCCAAGACCUUGCGAGAAGUUCUUAGUCUUGGACCUACAUUUGUUGUGAUGAAGUUUUUUGAGAGUGUCCUGGACAUUUUCAUGAUGUAUGGUGCAUAUGCAACAACAAGGCGCUCAGCUCUGUCAAGAAUUUUUCUACGAUUUCUUUGGUUUAGCCUUACUUCUGUUUUUGUAACUUUCCUUUAUGUAAAAGCACUCCAGGAGGAGAGUAAAGGAGAUUCAAAUUCACUUAUUUUCAGAUUCUAUGUGAUUGUCAUUGGGAUUUAUGCCGGUGUCCAAUUUUUCAUUAGUUUCUUCAUGCGGAUUCCUGCAUGUCAUCUUUUGACAAACCAGUGUGAUCGCUGGCCCCUCAUUCGCUUUGUGAAGUGGCUGCGCCAGGAACGUCAUUAUGUUGGACGGGGAAUGUAUGAAAGGAGUUUGGAUUUCAUCAAGUAUAUGCUGUUUUGGCUUGUCAUUUUGAGUGCAAAGUUUUCGUUUGCUUACUUUCUUCAGAUCCAGCCACUAGUGGACCCAACAAGGGAUAUAAUAAAAGAGACUAAUAUUGUUUACUCUUGGCAUGACUUUGUCUCUAAAAAUAAUCACAAUGCUCUCACAGUUGUUAGCCUAUGGGCUCCAGUGUUUUUCAUUUAUCUACUAGACAUAUAUGUGUUUUACACACUUGUAUCGGCUGUCUGGGGAUUCUUGCUUGGGGCAAGAGCUCGCCUGGGAGAGAUAAGGUCACUGGAAGCGCUGCAAAAACUUUUUGAGCAAUUUCCUGGAGCUUUCAUGGACACUCUUCAUGUUCCUCUAACCAACAGGAGUGACCAACUGUCAUCUGUUCAGGUUGUUGAGAAGAACAAGGUUGAUGCUGCUCGGUUCUCCCCCUUUUGGAAUGAGAUCAUAAGAAAUCUAAGGGAGGAAGAUUAUAUAACCAACUUUGAAGUGGAGUUGCUAUUGAUGCCAAGAAAUUCUGGAGAUAUUCCUUUGGUUCAGUGGCCACUUUUUCUACUUGCAAGCAAGAUAUUUUUGGCUAGGGAUAUUGCUGUUGAGAGUAAAGAUACUCAAGAUGAGCUUUGGGAUAGGAUUUCCAGAGAUGACUAUAUGAUGUAUGCAGUUCAGGAGUGUUACCAUGCUAUUAAACUAAUUUUAACAGACGUGUUAGAUGAUGCAGGAAGGAUGUGGGUUGAAAGGAUAUAUGAUGAUAUUAAUGCUAGUAUCACAAACAGUAGGGUUCAUUUGGACUUUCGACUAAAUAAGUUGGCUCUUGUGAUAUCAAGAAUAACUGCACUAAUGGGGAUUCUGAAAGAGACUGAAACUCCUGAGCUUGAUAAAGGAGCAGUUCGGGCUGUUCAGGAUCUCUAUGAUGUUGUACGAUGUGAUGUCCUUUCUUUAGAUAUGAGGGAUAAUUAUCACACAUGGAGUUUACUGACCAAAGCUAGGGACGAAGGGCAUUUGUUUCAAAAGUUGAAAUGGCCAAAUGCAGAUUUAAGAAUGCAAGUCAAAAGAUUAUAUUCAUUGCUGACUAUCAAAGAUUCCGCUUCAAACGUUCCAAAAAAUCUUGAGGCUAGGCGAAGGCUAGAAUUUUUUGCAAAUUCACUCUUUAUGAAGAUGCCUCGUGCAAAGCCAGUUCGAGAAAUGUUAUCUUUUAGUGUUUUCACCCCUUACUAUUCUGAGAUUGUGCUUUAUAGCAUGGAUGAACUCCUAAAGAAAAAUGAAGAUGGCAUUUCAAUUUUGUUCUACCUUCAGAAAAUCUUUCCAGAUGAGUGGAAAAACUUUCUUUCCCGAAUCGGCCGUGAUGAAAAUGCACUCGACACUGAUCUUUUUGACAAUCCUAGUGAUAUUCUUGAACUGCGAUUUUGGGCUUCUUAUCGGGGGCAAACAUUAGCCAGAACUGUACGGGGGAUGAUGUAUUACCGGAAAGCUCUGAUGCUUCAGACCUAUUUGGAGAGGACAACGGCUGGAGAUUUGGAGGCUACAGUUGGUUUUGAUGAAUUAUCCGAUACACAUAGCUUUGAUUUGUCCCCUGAAGCACGUGCUCAGGCGGAUCUGAAGUUCACUUAUCUUGUGACAUGCCAAAUUUAUGGUAAGCAGAAAGAGGAGCAAAAGCCUGAAGCUGUUGAUAUUGCUUUACUUAUGCAAAGAAAUGAAGCUCUUCGUGUUGCUUUCAUUGAUGUUGUUGAAACUUUACGAGAUGGAAAAGUGAACACAGAAUACUACUCGAAGCUUGUGAAAGCUGAUGUUAAUGGGAAAGAUAAGGAAAUAUACUCGGUGAAAUUACCUGGAAAUCCCAAGCUUGGUGAAGGGAAGCCUGAGAAUCAAAAUCACGCGGUAAUAUUUACCCGUGGAAAUGCAGUUCAGACCAUUGACAUGAAUCAGGAUAACUAUUUUGAGGAGGCUUUGAAGAUGAGGAAUCUUCUUGAGGAAUUUCAUUCUGAUCAUGGUCUUCGUCCUCCCACCAUACUUGGUGUUAGAGAGCAUGUCUUUACUGGAAGUGUAUCAUCUUUGGCCUCAUUCAUGUCCAACCAAGAAACUAGUUUCGUGACUUUGGGCCAGCGGGUUUUAGCAAAUCCUUUGAAGGUUCGUAUGCAUUACGGUCAUCCUGAUGUUUUUGAUAGAGUGUUCCACAUAACCCGCGGAGGUAUUAGCAAGGCUUCUCGUGUCAUCAAUAUUAGUGAAGAUAUCUACUCAGGAUUCAAUUCAACCUUGCGUCAAGGAAACAUUACACACCAUGAAUAUAUUCAGGUUGGUAAGGGAAGAGAUGUUGGCCUUAAUCAAAUUGCACUAUUUGAGGGGAAGGUUUCAAGUGGCAAUGGUGAACAAGUUCUUAGUCGCGAUGUAUACAGACUAGGGCAACUUUUUGAUUUCUUCCGGAUGAUGUCAUUUUACUUCACAACAGUUGGAUACUACUUUUGUACCAUGUUAACGGUGCUGACAGUUUAUGCCUUUCUUUAUGGAAAAACAUAUUUGGCACUCUCUGGUGUUGGUGAAACAAUUGAAGAAAGGGCUAAGAUAACCAAGAACACUGCUCUGAGUACUGCAUUGAAUACACAGUUUCUCUUCCAAAUUGGUAUCUUCACUGCCGUGCCAAUGGUCUUGGGCUUCAUUCUUGAACAAGGCUUCUUGAGGGCCGUUGUCAAUUUUGUCACAAUGCAGUUUCAGCUCUGUACUGUUUUUUUCACAUUUUCUUUGGGUACAAGAACCCAUUAUUUUGGAAGGACAAUUCUUCAUGGUGGUGCAAGGUAUCAAGCGACUGGCCGUGGGUUUGUAGUCCGCCAUAUCAAAUUUUCAGAAAAUUACAGACUCUACUCUCGCAGUCAUUUUGUUAAAGGGUUGGAAGUUGUGCUUCUGUUGAUAGUAUAUCUUGCUUAUGGCUACAAUGAAGGUGGUGCACUCUCAUACAUUCUUCUGAGUAUAAGCAGUUGGUUUAUGGCUCUAUCCUGGUUGUUUGCUCCAUAUUUAUUCAACCCAUCUGGAUUUGAGUGGCAAAAGGUAGUGGGAGACUUCCGAGACUGGACCAAUUGGCUACUUUACAGAGGUGGAAUUGGUGUUAAGGGAGAAGAAAGCUGGGAAGCUUGGUGGGAAGAAGAACUGGCUCAUAUCAGGAGCUUGGGUUCAAGGAUAGCUGAGACCAUCCUGAGUCUGAGAUUUUUCAUUUUUCAAUAUGGUAUUGUGUACAAGCUUAAUGUGAGAGGAACAGAUACUUCAUUGACGGUUUAUGGAUUUUCAUGGGUAGUGCUGGCAGUGCUAAUAAUUCUUUUUAAGGUAUUCACCUUCAGCCAGAAGAUAUCAGUCAAUUUCCAGCUUGUGCUGCGCUUCGUACAAGGACUAUCCCUCUUGGUGGCACUGGCUGGUUUGGUUGUAGCAGUAAUAUUAACCGACCUAUCAGUACCAGAUAUAUUUGCUUGUAUUUUAGCAUUCAUUCCUACUGGAUGGGGAAUUUUAUCGAUUGCUGCUGCUUGGAAGCCUGUGAUGAAGAGACUAGGACUAUGGAAAUUCAUUAGAUCGAUUGCUCGCCUAUAUGAUGCUGGCAUGGGAAUGCUCAUUUUUGUGCCCAUUGCAUUCUUUUCGUGGUUUCCAUUUGUAUCAACAUUCCAAACUCGCCUCAUGUUUAACCAGGCGUUUAGUCGAGGGUUAGAAAUUUCUUUAAUCCUUGCAGGGAACAAUCCCAAUACUGGGAUAUAGUUUGACUUGGCUCAUACCAUAUUCCUAAUAGAAAUAUGAUGUAUUUUUCAUAUGGUGGAGCCUAGAUCAUUUUGUAAGUCUCUUUAGCAUUGUGAAUAGUGAUGUAUAAUCAUACUUUCAGUUUAUGUAGUUAGACCAGUUUAUGUACAGUUGGGUGUAAUAUUAGCAAUUUCACUUGUGAAUUCCCUUUAAAUUCUGCGAAGCCAGUUUCUCUCCAGCACGGAAAGACAAAUGUUGCAACUGCCUAAUUUUAAUAUAUUAUAGAGAGAUGCAGAGAUGGCACGUUUUUUUCUUUUCAA